Molecule: messenger RNA, 728 nt
Organism: Candidula unifasciata
Lineage: Eukaryota; Metazoa; Mollusca; Gastropoda; Stylommatophora; Geomitridae
Source: the annotation of a GenBank genome assembly
GUCGGUAUAGUUCUCCCAAUGGUGGCCAACUCACCCACUGACGAGGAGAGAAAUCACGAAGGCGAUAAAAAGUUCGAUGAUGUUUCUAAUGGCGAUAACGUUCUUCCAGAGAAAGUCGACUCUCCCAAAGAACCAACUCCAUCGCGUGGUUCUGACGAUCUGAACCUGCCACCCAGAGAGCACUGGGAGAACAGGUUCCAGUUCCUUCUCUCCACCAUCGGAUACGCCGUAGACUUGUCCAAUGUCUGGCGGUUUCCUUUCCUGUGUUACAAGAACGGAGGAGGGGCGUUUCUCAUUCCAUAUUUCACAACUUUAAUCUUCGGGGCCAUGCCGGUGUUUUUUAUGGAAAUGUGUCUCGGUCAGUUCAACAGAUGCGGGCCCACUGCUGUCUGGGAGAAGAUGUCACCCAUGUUUAAAGGUAUCGGCAUCGCCUCCUGCUUCAUGGCGUACAUCGUCGCCUUCUACUACAACGUCAUCAUCGGCUGGAGCUUCUUCUACCUCUUCGCCUCCUUCACCUCCAAGUUGCCGUGGACAAGCUGCUUUAACCACUUCAACAGCGACAAUUGCUGGCAGAUUGACUGGGACACCAACAUUACGUCGGUGGGAAACCCGGUUCAAUACCAGGCCGAUGACGUCACGGUGGUUCCCAGCGAGAGCGGGGAUUCCCGACCUUUCAAUCGGACGUAUAAUGCGUCUUCAUCGGUCUCAUCUACAAUGGAAUAUUUCGA